Molecule: messenger RNA, 2660 nt
Organism: Paramuricea clavata
Lineage: Eukaryota; Metazoa; Cnidaria; Anthozoa; Malacalcyonacea; Plexauridae
Source: the annotation of a GenBank genome assembly
CUUGGCUGCAAGUGUUCGUUGGGCGAAUAAAUCUCUUCAAUACAAAUCACGACUUGUCAUUUCGAUUAUUUAUAAAUUCAUCCUUUCUAAAAUGGCGUUCGCUCAAUACGACGUACACAAUAAAUACGACUGCGAGAAAGUGGCGGAACCAGAGUUAGUUCAAUCCAAAAGCAAUCUAACAUCGAAACGAAUGCCACCUCAGCCCGAUGAAGAAAAGCAAUCAGCUCAUUCCGUAGACUGGCAAUCAACAAAGAAAAGCGUCUUAGAAAGAAACCGUCAUAUGUUCAACAAUUCAGACAUGAGUGAUAUCAGUUUUACUUGCGAAGGUUCAGGCAAGAAAUUCUACGCUCAUAAAUAUGUCUUGGGCACCAGUAGUGCUGUAUUUCGUGCGAUGUUUUAUGGCGACUUGGCAGAGAAGAAUUCAGUUGUUCAUCUCAGAGAUACGGAUGUGAAAAGUCUAGAGGAAUUCUUAAGAUUCCUCUACACUGAUGAAUGUAAUUUGACAACACACAAUGUUGUAUCAGUCAUGUAUCUUUCUAAGAAAUAUAUAGUGCCUUCACUAACGGAGAAGUGUGUGAAUAACUUGGCAAGUAGUAUAAAAGCCGAGAAUGUGAUGAGCAUUUUGGAACAAGCAACGCAUUUUGACGAGAGAAAAUUAGAGAUGAGUUGUUGGGAAUUUAUAAAAUCAAACACGAAGCAAGCUGUUGCGUCAACAGAUUUCAAUAACAUCAGCCAAAAGACACUGGCGAGUUUACUGAGACGUAACGAGCUGAAUAUCGUUGAAGUCGAAUUAUUUCGAGCUGUGUUAAAAUGGAGUGACUUUCAGUGUUCGACGUCGACGAAGAAUGGAGAUAUUGAGGAAAACGGGGAGACCAGAAGGACUGAUAUUGGUGAGUGUUCGAAGAAAGAUAAUGAGGUAACAAAGGAGAGAAGAAGGACUAGAAGGUCUGUAAUUGGUGAUGCUAUUUAUGAUCUGAGAUUUCUCGCUAUGACUCAAAGAGAGUUUGCUCAAAAUGUUGCAACAUCCGGACUACUCACGGCUGAAGAAAUGAUUCCCAUUUAUAAUAAAUUCAAUGGAAUUGAUUCACGUAAUCUAAAGUGGAAACUAUCAGGGAAACGUUCUUUGUGGCUAUACGAAACAGAUUGCAUUGAUAAGGAAUCAGAGAGUAAGGGAUAUAACUACGGUAACGAAGAGACGACUAAGGCGAGUGACACUAAUAAAUCAAAUGAUAAGGGAUCAGAGAGUAAGGGAUAUAACUACGGUAACGAAGAGACGACUAAGGCGAGUGACACUAAUAAAUCAAAUGAUAAGGAAUCAGAGAGUAAGGGAUAUAACUACGGUAACGAAGAGACGACUAAGGCGAGUGACACUAAUAAAUCAAAUGAUAAGGGAUCAGAGGGUAAGGGAUAUGAAUACGGUAACGAUGAGGCGUGUGACACUUUGAUGUAUAGAUAUGAAAAAGGACGGAAAGGAAAAAGACGGUAGUUGAGAACAGUUUUCGUUAAGCCAAUUCUUUAAUAUUCGGCAUGCUUUUUUAUUAUUUGCGCUUGGCCGCGGAUUGCAGUACGCUUUAUUAUAUAGUUGUAAAUAUUUAUUAUAUAAUAUUUUUGUGUGAUACACGAACACGGCCCUUUGAUAAUAACUAAUUGUGAAAGUCUACCGUGUUUAAAUAUUCUUAUAUAAUAACAAUAAUCAAUUUGACAUUACUCGAACAUUGAAUUGUUAAUAGCUGAUAAAACGUUUCAUUUCAAGAACUUUGUGUAUUCAUAUUUCAUAGAGAUUACCUGUUUAAUUAAGGAUUUAAUGGUUAUGGUAUCGAUUAAAUAAAUUGGGAUUUGAAAUAUGAGGCUCUUUGUUAAACGUCGCGCUUAUCAUGUGCUGAACCUAACAUUAGUUACGUUCAUGAAGUUGAGUUAAAAUACUCAUUAAAAAUUCAUAAACCUUGUGGCAAAUCAUGUCAGCCAUAAUAUGUCACGCGGAGUGACUUUAUAUCUGAUAAAACUCAUCUUGACAUCUUCACUAGCCUAUUCUUUAUGUAAUUCUUCAUCCUAAUUAGUAUGAUUAUAUAAUUGUUCAUCCUAAUUAGUAUUCUUUUGUAGUCGUAUUUUAAGCUAUUCAAAACACUCGAACUCGUGUUUUAUCAUAUCUAAAACGCUCGGCUGCGCCUCGCGUUUUAAAUAUGAUAAAACACUCCUUCUCGUGUUUUAAAUAGCACUUCAAACACUCAUUAAUAAUUCAUAAGCUUAUUGGCAAAUCAUGUCAACCAUAAUAUGUCACGUGCAGUGGCUUUAAACCUGAUAAAACACUCCUAAUUAGUAUUCUUUAUAUAAAGAAUACUAAUAAGGCAGAAUCCAUUGUAGUCGUGUCCUCAUUAGUAUUCUUUAUAUAAAGAAUACUAAUAAGGCGGUAUAUCUAUUGAAUUUGUAGUCGUGUUUAAUAAACUCUCAGGUCGUGUUUUAUUAGGUCUAAAGCCACUAGAGCGCGCGCUCGUGGCUUUAGACCUAAUAAAACACUCCUGCUCCCUUACAAUCUCAUACCCAGAGCAAUACCGCGCCGGCUAGGAUGGCAUUGGGUCUGGGGAAAUUGACAACCGGAACCCCUAAAUUUAGGGGUUCCGGUUCUUUGUCGGCAUGCACGAUUGAUAAACGUUAAACCAAUC